This is a messenger RNA of Acanthoscelides obtectus, 1188 nucleotides long. Lineage: Eukaryota; Metazoa; Arthropoda; Insecta; Coleoptera; Chrysomelidae. The record is from the annotation of a GenBank genome assembly.
GCCACACGGCGCGAUCGACGAGGCAUAUCGACUCUGAAGAUAAAAACAUUGUGGGCUGUGCCGACGAAUCAGCGAUCACCCGCUUCGUGCAAGGUCGGUUUACCGAAUGCCACCCGAUGUGCGCCGCGUCGCUUGGCAAACGACAAACAUUCGGCCAACGUGCCAGCAGUUCAUCGAUUUAUUCUGCCACGUGUGACGUGUUGUAUAUAAUAGAAGUUAGCUGGGACUGAGUGACUGUUGUGGUGUGGAGCUGUUUGUAGUGUACUAUAUCAGAUAUGGACUGGAGCAACGAGAUAGUGCUUGAAUUUCUAGAAGCCUACAGAUCAGAACCCUGCAUUUGGGAUCCUCAGAAUAUACAGUACAAAAACCGGAACGCCCUAAGCGAAGCCUGGGAGCGAAUUCGACAAUCUCUAAGCGUAAAUUUCACGGUGCAAGACCUAAAAAGGAAAAAGGAGUCAUUGAUGGCAACCUUCCGUUGUUUAUUGAAGAAAAAAUAUUCAAUCAAAUCAGGUGCAGGACCAGAUGAAGUAUAUACACCAGGUUGGUUCGCAUACAAUUUGAUGGAAAGCUUCCUGGGACCUGUCUACAAAUACAGCACAGUUGUUACAGAAGAGGAAUCUGAGAUAUGGGAGGUGACAAAUUCGCAUUCAGGGCAGGUCAUUUAUCAAUCCGAUCCGAUUGCAACUAUUAGCGAUACAGACAAAACUGUGAACCAAAACCGGAAAAGGAAGAAGAGCGACGAGCCUGAGUUAAAGACUGCAAAAAGGCAGAUGCUAGAAGCAAUAGAGACUAUUUUCAAGAAUAUCGACCAAAAGAAGGAAGAAGACGAUUGUGAGUUAUAUGCAAGACUAUUGGCUCGGAGGAUUCGGCAGAUUCCUGAAAGGAGGAGGGAAAGCUUGAUGUUGGAAAUAGAUGGACUUGUAAUGAAAGCAAAAUUUGAGAGUUCUUUAGAAGAAAUUCCAAAUUCUCCAGCAUCGAAUUCUGCAGCAAUAUCAAUAACUACGUCAGAAGACUUAGAAAAACAUCUCUCUGAUUAUAAUAAUGUAAAAGGUGAAAUGAUAUCAAACCCUUCUUCGCCGUAUGACACAAAUGAAGCUGAAUAGAUUAUUAAUUUAUUUUGAAUUUGUUUUGCUUAUUUAUCCUUGAGAAAUGUAGAUGUUCUAGACGCAUAUUAUAGGUUAUAACAAG